Molecule: messenger RNA, 10057 nt
Organism: Globicephala melas (long-finned pilot whale)
Lineage: Eukaryota; Metazoa; Chordata; Mammalia; Artiodactyla; Delphinidae
Gene: PLEKHA6
Product: pleckstrin homology domain containing A6
Molecular function (GO): protein binding
Source: RefSeq, a predicted model, not a curated record
CCCUUCCUCUUCUCUCCCCAGGGUGGGCCUGUAGAGAUGAGCUUCAGUGGUACCACAGUCUUUCCUGGGGGAGAAUUAGUUAUGUGCUGAGGCCGUGGACCCUCUGCCCGGUGGCCUGGCACCUAGGAAAUCCCUCACAGCAGAGGCAGGAACUGUGGCCGGGUGGGUUUCUAAGAUCCAUUCUGGAAAGUCUUCCUCCCCACUUUGGGCCCAGGGAACUAGACCCCCAGUCAAACUUACUCAAAGGGUCUCAGAUGUAAGUUGUUCACUACUAUUCAGUGUACGGCGCGUUCGCACCGGCCCAUGCAAGGGCCCUCAAUUUGUCAUUUGUCCCCACUUUCCUUCUUAUCCCUUUGCCCUUCAGCCCUGCUGCCUGCACCCUGUCCCCUCUCCAGCCCUUGUCAUGGGCCAGCACCCUAGUAUUUUUGCCACCUUGUAAAAUGGGUUUUGUACGCCUGUGUUUUUUAGUUUCCAUAAACAACCUGCUCUAAUUUAAAAAAAAAAAAAAUCUUUGCAGAAAGUUAGGAAUUGAAUUUCAUUAUAAUUGAAAGCUACAAACCUCACAGAGACACAGUUUGAGGGAAUAAGGGACCAGGGAGAUGGCCUCACCUGCAGUGCUCAGCGCCACUGCUCGGAACCCCUGGGGGAUCUACCCAUCAAAGACGGGACUGCAGCUGUCUCAUCCUAGGCCAGUGUUUUUCCACAUUUAAAAAUUCACGGCCCAUUAAAAACAAUGAAAAUUCCGUGCCCUUUUUGUAUUUUGUGAUGCAAAGAUCAUAGGUUCUUUUUCAUUUUCCAAAUAUAAAAUUAUGAUCUCAACCAUGCAUCUUCUUAGUACAAAGCCCUCUCUCCCCCAGUUGAGAAUUGCUGUCCAAGACCCUGAAAACCCACAGGUUACUACUCGAGGGCAGCAUCUGAGUUCCUGGGGCCCCAGAGACUCUGCCCUUUCUGUCCUUCAGCUCUGGUCACCUGGCCACAGAGAGGUGGGCAGACACAUAAUGCUGCUCCGGGGAACAAAGAGGGACUUCUUAGGCACAUAAUUAGUUUCGAGCCUCCAAGGGUCCUGUCUGCAGAAUGAAUAAUCAAUAAAACAGUGGCUCCAGGGAGCCGGAUUUUAGCUGGGGAAAUAGGAACAGGCUGUUUAACCAACAACAAACAGGCCUGCUCUACACAGACACGCACACACCCCCACACAGUCAGACAGCCUGUCUUACCCUUCCCCUCCAGACCUGCGUGCGUGUGCGCGCGCGCGCACACACACACACACACACACACUCCAGCUCGGGAGCUCUGCCGGCAGCCCCGUUAGAACAACGUCCCAGUGACUGACACACCCCUCCAUAAACCCCAGAUCUCUGUGCCCAUCAGCCCCUCUCCUUCCCUUUCCCCUGAGGAGUGCACUGCCUCUUUAAAACCCAACUCGGAGGGCUGUGCUCAGUGGCCCACAAAAGGUUCGGAUUGUGGCUAUUCAGUGGCCUUUCCCCAGGGAAGGGAGGGGAGAUGAGACAGAUGGGAGGCUUGUCCUGCUGCGGCCACCAAGCGAAACCCUCAGAUGGCCAGUAAUGAGCCAGCACUGUUCCCACCCAGCCUGCUGCUGAAUGGCCUUCCUCUGUCCCUGCACAGCCCCGUGGGGGCUCUGUGGGCUCGUCCAUGGGGGCACCUCCCUCAAUUCUCUGGUCCCCUUUCAUGCUUCCAGGCUGGUGCCCCCUCCUGGCUCCCCAUCAAUCACCCUGUCUUUUCCCAGGCCCUCUGCCUUCUCCUGUCACAGCUGUUGUUCCCGUGCCUUUGCUCUCUCCUUGUUUCCCCAUGGGUAUGUUUUGUCCUCCAGCUUGACCGUGAGCUCUUCGAGUGCUAAGAGCAUGUCUUUGCUUUCCCUGUGACUGGUGCCCAGAGCAGAGCUCUGCACACACAGGAUGCUCACGGGAUGCUUAGCAAAGUAAUUAUUUGCUGCCACUCCUACCAGCCCUGGACACACCCACUCGUCUCACCUGGGUGUCUCUCCCCUCUACAAUAACCCUGUGUUCUCCACCCCAGAGGGCUUGCCUGGGCCCCUGCUCUCCAUUUCCCUGUGCAGUUUCGACCCCCAGAUCCCUCUUUAAAACUUCACUGGCUUUUCGUCAGCACCUCCCUGUCUCUGCCUACCUGCCGGGCAGCCCUGCUGGAGGGUGGGGACUGGCCGGAUCCAGAGGAAGGAGGCCCAUCUCUGUCCUUAGAGAAGUAGGAUGCCCCCUCACUGGGUAAUGGCUCCUGUGCAAAGACACGUGCUGGGGAAGGUGCUGAGGAAAAGUGAAGGUCCGGCUGGGAAAGCACUCGAAGGGUGUGGAUUUGACACUGUUGCUUAGGAGAACCCUGGGGCUUGGUCAGAGGAGCCCUGUCUUCUCUCCUUCCAACCCCCAGAGACCCAGGAUUUAGCACCCAAGGGGUCAUAGGCCAAAGUGAAGUUCAUAUCUGAGACUCUUAAACACUUUGGGAUCUCUCAUGUUGAAUGGGAUGAACAAGGCUAGCUGCUUUUUCUGGGAGAUUGGUCUCACCUAGGAAGUGUUCUGAGACCCCAGAAAGAAUCGAGCACUGGAGCGUCUUUUCCUCUUGGACCCUCCGCAUCAAACAGAUGCAUCAGUUAAGGCCAGAGCAAAAUCUCGAGUUGUUUACAGUUGCAGGGCUGGUCGGGAACAGAGCUAGGAUUAGCACUGGGCUGCCUGCCCUGCCUUCUCUCCUCGAGCAACCCAGGUUUGCCGGGUGCACGCUGUCCACCCCCACUCCUGGUGGGCUGACCUGAGCCUUGCUGGGUGCCGUGGUCCCAGUGGUGACACUGAGUAGAAGGGGCUAGUCUGAAUAGCUCCCCACUUCCCUCUGUUCCUCGACAUUCCUGUCACGUCUCCUGUCUCUCCUUCUGGUGUUCGGUUGACCUGUUCUCUGCUUCUCCUCCUUCUGGCCGCGUGAGGACCCCUCCUCUGGACAGGAGCUCGCUUCUGGGUUACCGCCUGCUGCGCCUGCUUGCAGCCGCCAACUAGGUGACUGUGUGCUGGGUGGACGAGGCUGGGGACAGUUCCACGCACUGCCUCUCCCCACAGGCUGAGCACGCCGGGGUCCGCACCUACUUCUUCAGUGCCGAGAGCCCCGAGGAGCAGGAGGCCUGGAUCCAGGCCAUGGGGGAGGCUGCCCGAGUACAGAUCCCCCCAGCCCAGAAGUCAGCGCCCCAAGCUGCACGUCACAACCACGAGAAGCCAGACUCUGAGAACAUCCCACCCAGCAAACACCACCACCAACCCCCCCAAAACAGCCUUCCCAAGCCUGAACCAGAGGCCAAGACUCGAGGAGAGGGUGAUGGCCGAGGCUGCGAGAAGGUGGAGAGGAGGCCUGAGAGGCCUGACGUCAAGAGCGAGCCUCUGGUGAAAGCCAAUGGUGUCCACGCUGGACCAGAACCAGCCUCAGACCCGGGCAGCCCUUACCCUGAGGGCCCAAGGGUCCCAGGAGGUGGGGAGCGGCCCACCCAGCCCAACGGCUGGCAGUAUAGCUCCCCGAGCCGGCCGGGGAGCACAGCUUUCCCACCUCAGGACUCAGAAAGUGGGGGGCAACGGCGGAGCUUCCCCCCACGUGCCAACCCCGACAAAAUCGCCCAGCGCAAGAGCUCCAUGAACCAGCUUCAGCAGUGGGUGAACCUGCGCCGAGGGGUGCCCCCUCCUGAAGAUCUUCGGAGUCCCUCUAGGUUCUACCCUGUAUCCCGUAGGGUCCCUGAGUAUUACAGCCCCUACUCCUCCCAGUACCCUGAUGAUUACCAGUACUACCCGCCAGGCGUGCGGCCGGAUAGCAUCUGCUCCAUGCCGGCCUACGAUCGGAUCAGCCCACCCUGGGCCCUGGAGGACAAGCGGCACUCCUUCCGGAAUGGAGGCGGCCCCGCCUUCCAGCUGCGUGCGUGGAAGGAGCCUGCCGGCUAUGGGCGGCAGGAUGGUACCACCUGGAUCCCCAGCCCCUCCCGGCAACCUGUCUAUUAUGAUGAACUGGAUGCCGCCUCCGGCUCCCUGCGACGCCUGUCCUUGCAGCCCCGUUCCCACUCUGUGCCCCGCUCGCCAAGCCAUGGGUCCUACAGCCGCGCCCGCAUUUUCUCCCCCAUCCGCUCACCCAGUGCCCGUUUCGAGCGGCUGCCACCUCGCAGUGAGGACAUCUAUGCUGACCCUGCUGCCUAUGUGAUGAGGCGAUCCAUCAGCUCCCCCAAGUAUGAUUACCUGGGAGACAGGCGGCCAGUCCCUGCAGGACUGUUCCCCUACAACUACCCACCAUCCCCCACGGUCCACGAUAAGAUGGAUGAACUUUUAGACCUUCAGUUGCAAAGAAACCUAGAGUAUUUGGAUCAGCAGAUGAGUGAGAGUGAGACUCUCAUCAGUAUGGUGAACCGCAUGGUGGAGAACUCCUCCCCCAGGGCCCAACUCUUCAUGCAAGUCCCUCCAUACCCAGAAGUGUUCCGGGACAGCCUCCACACCUACAAGCUAAACGAGCAAGACACAGAUAAGCUGCUGGGCAAGUUGUGUGAGCAGAACAAGGUGGUGAGGGAGCAGGAACGGCUGGUGCAGCAGCUCCGAGCUGAGAAGGAGAGCCUGGAAAGUGCCUUGAUGGGGACCCAUCAGGAACUGGAGAUGUUUGGAAACCAGCCUGCCUACCCAGAGAAGCUGCUACACAAGAAGGAGUCGCUGCAGAACCAGCUCAUCCACAUCCGGGUGGAGCUGUCUCAGGCAACCACGGCCCUGUCGAACAGCACCGUGGAGUACGAGGGCCUGGAGGCAGAGGUCUCUGCCCUGCACGACGAGCUCUGGGAGCAGCUCAGCUUGGACUUUCAGAAUGAGGUGCUCAACCGACAAAUCCAGAAGGAGAUCUGGAGGAUCCAGGAUGUGAUGGAGGGGCUGAGGAAGAAUAACCCAUCCCGGGGCACAGACACAGCCAAGCACAGAGGAGGACUUGGCCCCUCAGGCACCUACAGCUCCAACAGCCCCGCCAGCCCUCUCAGCUCCACCAGCCUCACCAGCCCCCUGAGCCCUUUUUCAUUGGUGUCUGGCUCUCAGGGGUCCCCCACUAAGCCCGGGUCCAAUGAGGAGCCUGGCCCCCCGCGGCCUCCCCUCCCCAAAGCCUACGUCCCCCUGGAGUCUCCUCCCACCGUGCCUCCACUCCCUAGUGAGAGCCGCCUCUGGCCAUACCCCAACUCCCCUUCCUGGCACCGCAGUGGCGAGACAGCCAGGGGUCAGCCCAUGGCAAGCUAUGAGCAAAGCAAGAAAGACCCCCACCAGACCUCACCCCUGGACACCACUAGAGACAUCAGCCUUGUGCCCACCAGGCAAGAGGUGGAAGCAGAGAAGCAGGCAGCUCUCAACAAAGUUGGCAUUGUGCCCCCUCGGACAAAGUCACCCGCUGAUGAAGGAGUGACCCCGUCGGGGGUGGUGAAGAGGAGUGCCAGCGGGCUCGCCAAUGGGCUCUCCUCCCGGCAGGAGCGCCCCAAGAGUGCUGUGUUCCCUGGCGAGGGCAAGGUCAAGAUGAGCGUGGAGGAGCAGAUUGACCGUAUGCGGCGGCACCAGAGCGGCUCUAUGAAGGAUAAGCGGAGGAGCCUGCAACUCCCGGCCAGCCCGGCCCCCGACCCCAGUGCCCGGCCCGCCUACAAAGUGGUGCGCCGUCACCGCAGCAUCCAUGAGGUGGACAUCUCCAACCUGGAGGCAGCUCUGCGGGCAGAGGAGCCUGGUGGGCAGGCCUACGAGACACCACGGGAGGAGAUUGCCCGGCUCCGCAGAAUGGAUCUGGAGCCCCAGCACUAUGAUGUGGAUAUCAGUAAGGAGCUCUCCACCCCAGACAAAGUCCUCAUCCCUGAGCGGUACAUUGACCUGGAGCCUGACACUCCCCUGAGCCCAGAGGAGUUGAAGGAGAAGCAGAAGAAGGUGGAGAGGAUCAAGACGCUCAUUGCCAAGUCCAGUAUGCAGAACGUGGUGCCCAUCGGCGAGGGGGACCUUGUGGACGUGCCCCAGGACUCAGAGAGCCAGCUGCAGGAGCAGGAGAAGCGGAUUGAAAUCUCCUGUGCCCUGGCGACCGAGGCCUCCCGCAGGGGCCGCAUGCUGUCUGUGCAAUGUGCCACCCCAAGCCCUCCCACCUCCCCUGCCUCCCCGGCUCCACCAGCCAACCCCCUAUCGUCUGAAUCCCCACGGGGCGCCGACAGCAGCCAUGCCAUGCGGGUCUGAGCUCUGACUGCAAGCCCUGGCUGAGGCCAAUGCCGUGAAGCUCCACAGAACCACGUUCUGAAGCCUGCCUCUGCCCAUCCUGGCCCCCUGGCCCCCCGCCCCUGUGCUCCCAUGGGAAUGCCACAGAGAGCCAGGCUGGGGGCCGGGCUUCUGCCGAGAGGAGCACAGAUGCCUCGGUGUCCACAUACCCACGGCGCCCGGCCCUGAAGUCCUUGCUGCUCAGACGGUGGUCCUAGGCCAGGGCGUGAGAUGGUGGGGCGAGGAGCGCCAUCCUAUCUGAUGCCCACGGCACAGGGAGCCUAGGUCUGGCUCUAACUGGGGUUGUGAUGGCCCUACUGGAACACUCCCUGAUGGAGAAGAUGCCCUGGUGGGGAAUGCGCCCUGGGCUAUCUUAGGUUAGGACUCCUCUCUUGACACCGAGAACGGCACCCACCAUCACCCCCUUCCCCCAUCACCCCCGCCGUCCUGCCCCAGCUGUGCCCAGGGUCUUGGCACAUCUCUGCUUAUGGGUACUCCUUUGGGGUCCAGUGGGGACUGACCACCCUGCCUGAGCCAAAGACAAGAUGAUGAGAGAUGGGGAGAGGCUCCUCGGCUCCCAGAAGACAGUGCUGGCUGUGGAUAGAGAGAAGCAGGUCUGUGCAGUGUCUGAGGGCAGGUUGAGAAGGGUAGCAGAGAGAGAGGGAGAGGUCUCAGGACAGUGGGAGGAAAGGGAAGCAGCAGGACUCAUGCGCAAGUAGGAGGAGGAGGACGGAGAUGAGAAGGGGUAGGGGAUUGGUUUCCCCAGGGUGGAACCUUAGGUUAGUGCCAAGUACAGUGCCAGCUGUUGGCUCUGCUUCUCCCACCUCGUCCCCAGGAUCAGCGGGGCUGCCAGACCGAGGACCUGCCAUGGAGCACACUGCUGUGGGUAUGGAGGUGUGAGCUGAGGGCCCGGGCAGCAGCAGUCUGGGAGAUGGCUCUUUCUAGGUCUGGGCCUGGUUCUGGGGUCAGGAGCAGAGAGAAGGACCUGUCUUACGGAGGGUGUGGUCAGCCUUGGGGCCUUUCCUAAACAUUUCUGUGACAUUAUCUUGUCUCCCUUCCCCCUGAAAUGUGCUGUGGGCCAGCUGAGCGUGUGCCCUGGAAAGCGGGAAUGUGGCCUUAAUCUGGUAGGCCAGAUUCUGGGGCCCUACGCUGCAUCCCAGGCAUCCCAGGCAUCCCAGAUGAGGACAAGCUGAGGUUGUAUGGAAGGUCUCCCUUCUAGCUUGGCUCACUCACAACCCACCUACCCAGGGAGCCAGUAGUGGAGAGACAGGAGCAAAGCCCAUUCUCCCUAUGCUCCACCCACCUUCAGAUGAAUGUAGCCAGAGAGGAUGGAGGAGAGAGAGUGAAGCUGAAAAACCUUGGCCCCUAGGCCUUCUCUUUGCCAGAGUUGCUGCCCAGAGACUUCAUUCUGACCUCCAGCGGCCCCAAGAAUGAUUACUUCAUCUUCCAACAAUUCCUCUCCACUCCUUCAUGGCUGGGACAGUUAUGGUUCAUAUGCAAGUAAAGUUGACAAUUCACUCAACAAAUAUUUAUUGAGCACCUUUUAUGUACGAGGCACUGUUCUAGGUGCUUAGGAUAUUCUCAUGCUUCUGAGGGUUUACAGACGGGAUUCCACUUACCUUCACUUCUAGCAGGUUUUUUGAACAUGACCCUUGGCUGCAGUUCCCAUCUUCAGCACAGCUCAAGCACCCCAAACCUGUCCUCCCCCCGCACACACUGGCAGGUGGGAUUGGCUCCCAAGUAACCGUCUCUCCCUUCUCCAUCUUCUCCCACACCUUAUCCAUCCAUAAGAAACGGAUUUUUCGGGGCCUUCCAUGCCUUCCCCUUUCUUUGUCUGUGUCUCCUUUUUUUUUUAAGUGAUAUUUUUAGAAAUACAUGUAAAAUACCAAGGGUUAAUGUCUGCCCCUCUGCCACCUCUCUCUCACCUCUUAUUUCAUAAAGCUGGCUCUUUAUGUUGCUUUACAUGCCUUAAUAUAUGUUUUAUGAAGAUUAUACAUAUUAUAGAUGUAUAUGUAAUAUAUAUAUAUAUAUUUGUUUGGAUGUCUGAUCCUUUACUAGAACUCCUGCCCAGGCCCAUUUUCUCUCCUUUACUUUCCACAUCAUUCCUAGCAUACUGCGGCCGUACCCCAUGCCUUUUGAUCCAAAGAAGGGGAGAGGAAAGACUUAUUUUAAGACAGAUCUAUUUUACGCUUUUGUUAUAAAAGCAAAUCUAUUUUCAAAAUGUGCAAUGUCUGAAUGGAAUUGGCAAAUGAUGUGAGGAGACUGGGACGGCUGCCUCUAGGUCCAACCCUCCACCCUUCCCUCCUCCUCGGCAGGCAGCUUCCUUCCUCCCAUUCCCCAGUCUGCAAAGGGCUGGUCCCCAGAGCUCACCCGGAGAGGAUCUUGCCAGGGCAGGACAUUCUCUUGCAAGUCCUGGUCUAAGGAUUUGAUUACACUGUCAACUUUUGAUGACUCUCUAGGGUUAUUGGGUGUGAACCCUCUUCGAGGAAAUGUUUACAGUUGUGUGCACAAAAGUACAGCCUUGCAGGCACACACACCCCAGAUGUGCUCCUGGACCACCUCCUUUAUCACCCUGCUGGAAAGGGCAGCCUACACCAAACAGCACUGAGAAUGUCAGUCUAUUCUUUGAUGGACCUAGAAUAUGGUGCAACGGCCAAAGGAAACGGGUUGGCAUCACGGGUCCUUCGGGGCAGAUACAUUCAAGUUCCUUGGACUUCUCACACUCCUUUUCACUUGAUCCCUCACUGGUCUGGGUGACACCUAUGGCAUCUGUCUCCCUCUGUGACCUUUCUUCUGGGGGCCGUUGUUAAGGGGAUGGUACCCCAGUCUGGCAUCCAGACUGCGAAGUCAGCCCGGAGGGUCCCACGGACAAGGUACACCUCAGACUUGCCAAGGACUUUCUUGCUGCUGGGGCCCUGAGCUAAGCCAGCUCAGCCUUCCAGACUGCUUAUCGACUAUUGAAGUGGGCAAGGGGCUCUCGCCUUGCAAGAAUUUGGGCAGAAUGGAUGUCUUUUGUCCAGAUCUGGAAUCAAGGGUUUUGGAAUCUAGCACAGAGCUCCUGGCCAGCAUGUGAAGCCUGGCUUCCCACUUUGGCAUUUGCUGGUACCCUAUUCCCAGCCUAAAGCAGCUUGCUGUGAAUGAAGGGGGCCUAGAUGGAGGCCCAGGGGGAAGUAACCGACCUGGUGACAGCCCUGGUUACUAAUCUAGGGCCUUCCCAAUUAGCACAUUACCUCCCUCAUCGAUAACCAAGAAGCUGUAAUCAAAUACUGAUACUGUCACUUCAGAGUUUUUCUGAGGUUGCAAGCUGUGCGCACUUGCUCCCCUUGGUGAGAGGGAUCCUCUUGGAGCAGGGCUGACUAUAGCAAGACAGAAUUAAUUCCUUUCCCUUUAGGUACCCCCUGACAACCUGGCAGCUCUUAAAACUAAGGAAAAUAUGAAAUAUACAUAUAUAUAUAUAUACACACAUAUAUCUAUUUAUGCACAUAUUGGGGCCAAUUUGAUUUGCUAGUAUUAGACAAUAAACCGUACAAGGAAAUUUAUGACUCAGUGUCUUUAUUUAGUAUAAAAGUGACCUUAGAAGAAGAGUUAAGAUUAGAUAAACAGAGGGCAUCUCUGUCAGGGGACCAAACAGCCGUACCAGCCCCUUAGCAUCUUUCUAGCCAAUGAGCCCCUCCCCAGGGAGGGGCCAUCCUGACUGACGGGCGAGAGCUUGCUUCCCUCUCAGCAGCAUUCUUUUUAGAUAUAGGUACUGAAGCACCCAGUGAGUUCUGCAUUUGUAUCUUGCAAGUUUGUAUAAACCCUAUGCAGGGAAUAAAUGGUUUGUACAA